AUGGCCGAACAAAUAGGCACCCCCGGGUCUAACGCCGACACCUCUAUAAACGGAGGGAAGACGAGCGCCCCAAAAGACAAAGCCUGCCCAUUCUGCCACCAGCAAUUUACCUCUUCUUCGUUGGGCCGGCAUCUCGACCUUUAUAUCAAGGGGAAGAACCCCAAACCCCCCGAUGGCGUCCAUGAUGUGGCCGAGAUUCGAAAGAUGAGAGGGGGGAUCACAAGGAGGCAGCCAAGGGUUUCUUCAUGGAGGCGGGAAGGCUCGACGCCCGCGGGCACCCCUAGGGCGCACGAUAGACGGAGUCCGGGUCCAGAGUCUGCGCGAGGGAACAGGUCGCCGAGGGAUGAUGAUGGGUCGGUUGGUAGACCAGGUCAUCUUGGGAAGCCGGACAGUGGUUUUCAUAUAAACAAGCCCACCUGGGAGUCGACAGGAGUGAUGAACAUCAUCCCACCAACAAGAAGAAAUGGGGAUUCGGCGCGUAGCUGGGAUGGAGAUGGAGAUGGCGGCCGCAGAAUAGAUAGCAGGAGCAGGUCUGUCAGCAAGCAAACGCUGGCGAAGUCGACAUUCGAGCAGAAGCAGAAACUGAUAGAUGCUCUCGACAAUGCGAAAGCGGCAGAACUCGCACUGCGAGAAUUAUUAGGGUCAAUCAGAGCGGCAAAGCAACGCAUUGAAGGUCCCUCAAUCUUCGACUACGACCCCUUAACCCUCGAUUUCCCGGCUCUCUGUCUCCACUGCCUGCCCCCUCCGCCAACAUUAUAUCAGACAGUGCCCAUUCCAAACCCCUCUUCAUGGUCUAUUCAGCCUCCAGAUGACCAACAAUAUCAAGCGCUCCGAUCUCACUUCUCUGCGGAAUUCCGUCGAUGGCGCGUCUCAUGUGCGGUAGCCACGACUGCUCCAACCGACGACCUCUCUUAUCCCCCACCACAACUCUUCGACGGUCUCGACCGUACAGAAAUUGCACGGCAGGCGGAAGCUUCAGCUUCUGAACUGGAAGCUCGAAUAUCAGACCAUAUCCAUGGCGCCUUCGCACAUUGGAAUUCCAUACCGCCUUCUAGCCGGCAGGAAAUAUGGAUAUUGGAAAUGGCGCGCAGUGUGGGCCGGAAAUCGCAGGAGAUUCAAAAGCUGAGGAAGGAUAAAGAGUCUAAUCAGCAGGAGACAGCGCAUCUACAGCUACAAAUUGAUGAGCUGAGUCGGUUACAACAUCCCAGGGAAUUCAAACUUGUGUCUCCCACCACGGUGCCAUUUAAUGGGGAGUUGAUGAACCACCUAGGCGAAUUGGGACUAAAGACCAAAUCAGUUGGGUUCGACCUUAUGGAUAGACAGGUGCAUCUAGAUACAGCGAUCGAGCGCGCAAUUGAGAGGUGGAAAGGCGUGGUGAAGGAGGCAAGGGGAACUGGCACCGGGCUACCAGCCCAGCGGUCGAUGAGCGGGGAGUUUGGCCCUCCUACAUCUGCCUCCGCUCCUCCAGCUUCCACCUCCCAAACUCCUCCGUCUCCAUUGAUCCAACCACCAUCUCCCCAGAUCAAGAACCACAACCACACUCCGAUCCCAAAUUCUAACCCUAAUGCGCUUCCGGAUCAUAGUCAGAACAACACGCCUGCUCCUCCCCAGAUAGGCGGCCUUGAUGAUAUGGGUAGCGAUGCAGAUGCCGAUGCCGAUGCGGAUAUGGAAGAUGAUGAUUCAUACAUGGAGAUGAAUGAUGCAUCGCACGCGCGCGCUCCCGAAGCUUCCAUGGCGGCCGCGACGAAUUAUAGACUUACGAAUGGGAAUGGGGGGCAGCAAACUAAUAAUGGGCUGGAGAGUCAGGCUCAGCAAGGAUACGUCAGAAUUGGUGCUUAA
This is a messenger RNA of Venustampulla echinocandica, 1839 nucleotides long. RefSeq lists its product as uncharacterized. Lineage: Eukaryota; Fungi; Ascomycota; Leotiomycetes; Helotiales; Pleuroascaceae. The record is from RefSeq and is a predicted model, not a curated record. The transcript is spliced from 2 exons. Bases 1 to 1839 code for a protein of 612 amino acids.